GCUUGGGAGAGAGGCGCGGUGAGGACCAACACACUCUCUUUGGAGAACUUCGAACCGUUCUUUUCUACAUUUAAUGAAAGCGACGAAUGUGUUGAUGAUUCGAUUAUUUGAACAAAUCGCGAGAACUUGUUCUGAAGGCAGAUGAUCUGCGGGUUGCACAAUGCUUUCCUACUCGGAUUGCCGGGCUUUAGUUUAUUUAUGCAACGCCACGAGAGGACGAAAUUGUCUAGCUAGUUAACUGGAUUGCGGAUUACGUUUAUGCUUAUCGUUUAUACAAGUUGAGGGGUCGUGUGAGGAUCAGAAGUGAUUUUAUACGAAGAACGAAGACAUUCGUAAGAGUUUUUGUCGACUGUUUGGGAGAAAGAGGCUUAGCCUUAGCUGGGUCUCUGGUUAGCUAGCACCCAAGCCGGGUGAAUAAAGGCUGAUCCGUGGGAAAAAAGUUGGUGUGACAAUGCUUGAGAUAAUGUCUGAGCACCAAGAUUCAUUACUGAAACGCAAAACUGAGCCCCUGCCACCAGAGCGACGGAAGAGAACAGUGGAGGACUUUAACAAGUUCUGCAGUUUUGUUUUAGCAUAUGCUGGAUACAUCCCAUCUCCAAAAGAGGAAAGACCAUGGUCUCCAGCCUCCUCCAGUUCACCGCACAGUUCUGGUACUUCAGGCGAGGGCGGCAUGGGAGUUGGUGCCAGUUCCAACAUGGCAGCAAGCUGGGGUGAUGGCUCGUCAGACCUUCACACUAUUCACACCUUCGUGCAGAAAGCUCGUGCCAACAAGAAUGUGAAAAGCAUGCAGCACAUGCCCUCUGACAGUAACCUGCUGGAGAAAAUGAGGCUAAAUGACUCUCUCUACAAGAGCCAAACGGCCAGCAAAGCUGAGCGCAAGAAGGACAAAAAGAAACGGCUUUCUGUUGGCUCAGGUGCAGGAGACAGCAGCAGCAGUGGCGGUGAGAAACGUGCCAGAAUCAAACGCAGCAAAAAUCCCAAACAGUCCAAAGCCCUUAAGAAGCUUAAGAGCUCGGCACCUAGUGAGACAGACUCUGAGACUGGCCUCGGCCAGGGAGAUGAGCUCACUGGUCAGCCAGCAGCACCUCUACGAGGCCUGCAGUCCCCAAGAACAGCCCUGGUAAAGCCUGAACGAGACGAGGCCAGCAGGGAUGCAGAAAUGAGCUCCAGUGAGGGGGAGACGUGGAUUGCAGAUGAGGACAUCAUGGUGGAGUCAGGUGAUGACUCAUGGGACUUAAUCACCUGUUACUGUGGGAAACCCUUCGCAGGACGCCCCAUGAUUGAGUGCAACCAGUGCAGCAUAUGGGUUCAUCUUUCGUGCGCUAAAAUCAAGAAGUCCAACGUCCCAGACAUAUUUUACUGUCACAAAUGCCGGGAAGCAAGACGAUCAAGUUAUAAAAACAGUUAGAGGAGUUCCUGUUCCACAGCUCAGGAAAAUCAUGUCAUUCACUUUUUCUACCCAGUUUGACAAGAACAGUUUCUCUAAGAGAAUGGUCCUCUGGUUAAUGGUUCUGGUUGGUUUCCCUUCUGCACAGCACAGUUAUUUACAUAUUUGACAAUCAAAGCUUGUUUAUAACACCAUGGUAAUUACUUCAUUUUUGUAGACAACCUAUUUACAAGCAUUUUUUCCUCAAAAUAGUCUGUAUGUUAAAUGUAUAUGUGUUUGGAAAGCUUAGUGUAAAAGACCCUUAGACCCUGUUUGCACUUUGUUGUUUUCUGCAUCUCGUCUAUUGCAUUACUGGUGAAGAUUUUUCAAUUAAAUCAACAAUAAUGACGAGGCAAUUCUCAGCAUGAGAAAAUUAAAACAUUUAUUUUAACCAACCGGAAAACAAACUAUAUAAAAAUAAAUAAAAAAACAGACGCAUCCAAUUACAUGAUGUGUUAGUGACGCACCUAAAAGUUACAUUUAUUGUUGAUUUCUGUUGCUAAAAAUGUCAGGUUGGCAGGUAACACAGGCUUUUGUUGCUAUUGUGUUUCAUGUGCUGUGGCUAUAUAAACUCCCAAAAACAUCGUAGUGUUAAUAAAUGUAAUUAUUGUAGUUUAGUUUAUUUGCAUUAACUGAAAAUGCAGUCUGAGUAAAACUAGCAAAAAAAGAAUCAGUUGAGUAAACCGUCACUAACUGUUUAUUGCCUUCAGGUUAAUGAUUACCUCAGUGCCACAAAAAGAGGUCUCCAUACUCCCCAAAUUACAGUUAAUAUUCGAUUUUCCAUAUUGUGGAUUGAAUACUUUAAAAGGACUCGUGAUUUGAGACAUAAACGGAUUUCUGAUACAGUUUUAGUGUCUCUUGGCUUUUACGCAGAGUUUAAAAAUUUUUACACUACCCUGUUAAAACUUCAUUCCUGAACCAGGCUACUAUAGUGUGCCUUCUUUGUGAGGAUGGGCAAUUAAAACAGCCUUUGUCUCUUGCCAUAGUUGCCUGUACAUCUGAUUUGAAUCACUAGCUGUGUGGAGUUACUAGAAAUCAUACUGAUUUGAUUAACUCCCAGUAAUCGAUUUGCUUGCUUAGCACCAUGGGCUUUAAUGGUACUUUUUUUGCCUAUGCAUACACUGAGACGAAAGCCUCCAGUGUUCCGUUAACAGGAAUUCCGAUGUGGCUUUUUUAUGCUCCCGAUUUUUCCUUCUGUAUUAAAAAUGUGGGUAUUUUUGCCACUCUAUGCAGGAUUAAAUUAUUUUUAUGUUUCAUUGAAUCUGGAUGUGGCUGCCUCUUCAAGAUUAAUUUGACAAAACUAUUAAUUUGAUUAAAAUUAGCACAGAAAAAUGCCAAUUGCUACCAGUUCUUCUGUGCACAAAUGUAUUUUGCAUAGACCUAAAAAUAAGGGGCAACAAUUGCCUUGGUAGGUAAAAGAUAAUUUGCGUACUAUGCACUUAAUAAAGAAACUGGAUGUUUAACUGGACGAUAAUUUAUCACCAUAAGACUGGUGUACAAGACACAAAAUGUGUAAACAGGGUCUUCAAUGCUAAGGUUUGUCUAUCCACAUGUUGGUCUGUGUACAGGUUUCAGUUGUUAAACACUCAUAAUUUCUAGUCUCAGUCAUAAUUUAGUUACACUUGUAGUUGUAAUUUAACUAAAUCAUCUUGAUUUAUGUGAUACAUGAUAUUAACUGGUAAUCUUCCAUUUUCUGGCGCUUUUUUUAUCUCAGUUUAUGAUCAUGAUAAUCUUGUCAUUAACUAGCACUUAGCUCCUAACUGCAGAUCACUGGGUGCUGACUCAGAACUUUAAAUGUUGAUUUGCUUUGUUAGGCGAACUCCAAACGAUUCUGCUUUGGUUAUGUGGCCUUCAUUUAGCCACACAAUGUUCAGACUGAAAUAUUUGCAUUGCCUGCACUGCAGUUCUCACAAAUGUAAGUAGUGGUGCAUUGUGAAUUAACUAUUUUUGGUUGUUUACUUUUAAAGGAAGGUUAAAGGUUUGUGAGGCUUUGAGUGAUGUUCAAAAGCUUUGCAACUGCCAUCUGGGUGUUAAUGCUUACUCAACCCUAUGUUCAUAGUUGUAAUUAAUUUGUUUGUUUUUCUUUUCUCAAAUAAGCUUAAAUGGGCUUGUAAUCCCAUUGUAAUUUAGCUGGUAAAGAUCAUACCAUGAAUAUUAGACAUGACAAGUUAUUUGAAAGUAGUUUGGAGAACAAAUCUCCUUUUUCUGUGUACAGAAAAGUUAAUGCUGCAGGUUUUGUGGCAUAUUUUGUUUCUAUUAUCUGAUUUCCUUUUGUUUGUUGGUGAGGUUGGGGGUUCUAACUCCCCAAACGUAGACCCACCUACCUCUCCUGUUUUACUCUGUAAAUAGUAUCUUUUGAGAACUGUACAUACAUAGAAGAAGAGAAAAGCCAAGCAAAUGUUAUAUUUUUGGCAUCUGUUUUCUUUAAAUGUACCUGAAGAAAUAAAAUCUUUUCUUUAUUGAGGAUCCUACCUAAAG
Trichomycterus rosablanca is the source of this 3904-nucleotide messenger RNA. It is a transcript of the gene phf23b, whose product is annotated as PHD finger protein 23b. The record is from RefSeq and is a predicted model, not a curated record. Bases 452 to 1408 code for a protein of 318 amino acids. Gene Ontology annotation, biological process: negative regulation of autophagosome assembly; positive regulation of protein ubiquitination; negative regulation of autophagosome maturation. NCBI's taxonomy places the organism in Eukaryota, Metazoa, Chordata, Actinopteri, Siluriformes, Trichomycteridae. Gene Ontology annotation, cellular component: nucleus. The transcript has 5 exons.